Molecule: messenger RNA, 1352 nt
Organism: Thamnophis sirtalis
Lineage: Eukaryota; Metazoa; Chordata; Lepidosauria; Squamata; Natricidae
Source: RefSeq, a predicted model, not a curated record
GUCGUUCCAAUUCGUCCGAUUCGGUUCCGAGUGAUGCCUGUGCCUAGGAUUGGAGCGCAGAGCGACUGUGUUGGAUGCAAGUGAAGUCUGGUCGAUUUCCAUCAGCAGAUGGAUGGAAUAUUCGACGGAAUGUUUAUUAUUAUUUCAGCCUCAAAGAGUUUUAAUGUAUAAGUGCAUUAUUGUACGACUGUGCUGAUAAGAAUAAUGAGAAGGCAAUAUGAAAUGUGUAAUUUUCCCACCUGAACAAAUAUCCUGCCUUCGAAGUCAGAAAUAAACACCUUUUUCUACCUGCAAAGAGGGCUGAACUGGGUUUAAGGUGAAUGUAAUAUAUGCUGAACAUGCCCCGUAGUCCAACAUCAAGUGAAGAUGAGAUGGCUCAGAGCUUUUCAGAUGAUUCAGUGGAAUCAGAAUCAGAUAGUUCCAAAGAAGAAACCAUUUACGACACCAUCAAGGCGACAGCAGAAAAGCCAAGUAGCAAAAUGGAAGAUGCCCAGAAUAAUACAUUAGUGAUACGGAUUAUAAUACCAGAUCUACAGCAAACUAAGUGUAUUCAAUUUAAUCCUGAGGCUUCUGUAUGGGUUGCAAAACAACGAAUUCUUUGUACAUUGAAUCAAAGUUUGAAAGAUGUUCUCAAUUAUGGCCUAUUCCAGCCAGCAAACAAUGGGAGAGAAGGGAAAUUUUUGGAUGAAGAACGACUUCUUAUGGAAUAUCCACAAAAUAUCAACAAGGGUGUUCCAUCCUUAGAGUUUUCCUACAAGAAAAGAGUCUAUAGACAAUUAAAUCUUGAUGAAAAACAAGUAGCCAAAUUCCACAAUAAGGCUAAUUUCCGAAAAUUUAUGGACCUUGUUCAUCACCAUUCAGUUGAAAAACUAAUAAAGAUGCUAGACCGAGGACUUGAUCCUAACUAUCAUGACUUAGAAAGUGGAGAAACGCCACUAACUCUGGCUGCUCAACUUAGCAAUACUACAGAAGUAAUCAAAGCACUGAAAAAUGGAGGCGCUCAUUUGGAUUUUAGAGCCAAAGAUGGAAUGACAGCAUUACAUAAAGCAGCUAGAGCCAAGAAUCAACUGACCCUGAAGGCUUGUCGAUAUGGACAUGUCCAUCAUUUAGAACAUUUUCUGUUUUAUGGAGCAGAUAUGGGAGCUCAGAAUGCAUCUGGAAACACAGCAUUGCAUAUCUGUGCACUUUACAAUCAGGACAGCUGUGCAAGAGUAUUGUUGUUACGGGGUGCAAACAAGGAAUUGAAGAAUUAUAAUAAUCAGUCACCAUUUCAGGUGGCAAUAAUUGCUGGAAAUUUUGAGCUUGCGGAAUAUAUCAAGAACCAUAAGGAAACUGAUAUUGUAUUUGCUUGA